Messenger RNA from Solanum pennellii, 5506 nucleotides. Its product is annotated as nascent polypeptide-associated complex subunit alpha, muscle-specific form-like. Gene Ontology annotation, molecular function: structural constituent of cell wall. Bases 64 to 5175 code for a protein of 1703 amino acids. Gene Ontology annotation, biological process: plant-type cell wall organization. The record is from RefSeq and is a predicted model, not a curated record. The transcript has 5 exons. NCBI's taxonomy places the organism in Eukaryota, Viridiplantae, Streptophyta, Magnoliopsida, Solanales, Solanaceae.
UCUUUUUUUUUUCUUCCUCUAACUAGCCACAUUUGGGGUUAGGUGGUGUAAUUUUCUGACGAAAUGAGGCUUCAAGGUGGUGGCCCUACAAAGGGUCGUCAAUAUUUGCCAAGAAUAUUGACGGCGUUGGUUAUAUUGGUUGUUGCUAAUGUAGUGUCGGCAGAUCCUUAUGUAUACUCUUCUCCACCACCUCCGGUGUAUGAGUACAAAUCACCACCGCCUCCUUCUCCUUCUCCACCACCACCGUAUGUAUACAAAUCUCCACCUCCUCCAUCACCUUCUCCCCAGCCUCCAUAUGUUUAUAAGUCACCUCCUCCUCCUUCUCCAUCUCCACCUCCACCAUAUGUGUAUAAGUCCCCACCACCUCCCUCACCGUCUCCACCUCCACCCUAUGUGUAUAAGUCUCCACCACCUCCAUCGCCGUCUCCACCACCACCAUAUUACUAUAAAUCUCCUCCUCCACCAUCACCUUCACCACCACCUCCAUAUUACUACAAGUCUCCACCACCACCUUCACCAUCACCACCUCCACCAUAUUAUUAUAAGUCACCCCCGCCACCUUCUCCUUCACCUCCUCCACCAUACUAUUACAAAUCUCCACCACCUCCUUCACCUUCUCCUCCACCACCUUAUUACUACAAGUCGCCACCUCCUCCAUCUCCAUCACCACCACCACCAUACUACUACAAGUCUCCUCCACCACCUUCACCAUCACCACCCCCACCAUACUAUUACAAGUCCCCACCACCACCGGCUAAAUCACCUCCUCCCCCGUACUAUUACAGUUCUCCUCCACCACCAGUGAAGUCUCCCCCUCCACCAUACUACUAUUCUUCACCACCACCACCAAAGAAAUCACCUCCUCCACCGUAUCACUACACUUCUCCACCACCACCGGUUAAGUCACCACCUCCUCCGUACUACUACUCCUCGCCGCUGCCACCAAAGAAAUCACCUCCUCCACCAUAUUAUUAUAGUUCUCCACCACCACCAGUUAAGUCACCUCCGACUCCAUAUUACUAUAAGUCUCCACCACCACCACCAAAGACGUCUUCUCCUCCGCCAUACUACUACACUUCACCGCCACCACCAACUCAUUACUAUCCUCCGCAUCAUCAAUUCGUGGUCAAAGUUGUUGGAAAAGUCUAUUGUUUUAGAUGUUAUGAUUGGAAGCAUCCAGAAAUGUCUCAUGGCAAGAAACACCUAAAAGGUGCUAUUGUUGAAGUGACUUGCAAGGCUGGUGACAAGGAAAUUGUGAGUUAUGGUACCACUAAGAUCAAUGGUAAAUUUAGCAUCACUGUUGAAGGAUUUGAAUAUCGCAAAUAUGGAGCAAAGGCUUGCAAGGCUAAACUCCACAAUGCUCCUAAGGAUUCAAAGUGUAGCAUUCCUACAAAUCUUCAUUGGGGAAUUAAGGGUGCUAACCUCAAAGUGAAGUCAAAGAAUAAAUAUGAAGUUGUUCUCUAUGCUAAACCAUUUGCUUAUGGCUCUAAGACACCCUACGCGAAAUGCCAAAAGCCCAAGCCUACACCUGCUCCGUAUUAUUAUAAAUCACCUCCACCGCCAUCACCAACUUAUGUUUAUAAGUCACCACCUCCUCCAACUCCGGCAUACGUUUACAAGUCUCCACCACCACCAUCACCAAAACCUUCACCUAUAUACUAUUAUAAAUCACCACCACCUCCAUCACCAUCGCCUCCACCUCCUUACUAUUACAAAUCUCCACCACCACCAACUAAGUCUCCACCACCUCCUUAUUACUACAAGUCUCCACCUCCACCAUCACCAAAACCCGCACCCGUAUACUAUUAUAAAUCACCCCCACCCCCAUCACCAUCACCACCCCCACCUUACUACUACAAGUCUCCACCACCACCAUCUCCUUCACCUCCUCCGCCAUACUACUAUAAGUCCCCACCACCACCAUCGCCAUCUCCUCCUCCACCAUACUACUACAAGUCCCCUCCUCCCCCAUCACCUUCUCCUCCUCCACCAUACUAUUAUAAGUCACCACCACCACCGUCACCAUCUCCCCCACCACCCUACUACUACAAGUCACCACCACCACCGUCACCAUCUCCUCCACCACCUUAUUAUUACAAGUCUCCACCACCACCAUCACCAUCACCUCCACCACCCUAUUACUACAAGUCUCCUCCACCACCGUCACCUUCUCCCCCUCCACCAUACUACUACAAAUCACCACCACCUCCAUCACCAUCUCCUCCACCACCCUACUACUACAAGUCUCCUCCACCACCAUCACCAUCUCCCCCUCCACCAUACUACUACAAAUCACCACCACCUCCAUCACCAUCUCCUCCACCACCCUACUACUACAAGUCUCCUCCACCACCAUCCCCCUCACCACCGCCACCCUACUACUACAAGUCCCCUCCUCCACCGUCACCUUCUCCACCACCUCCGUACUACUACCACUCUCCCCCUCCACCCGUGAAAUCACCUCCUCCACCAGUAUACAUUUACGCUUCACCACCACCUCCCAUCCACUACUGGGUUGGUGGUGGUGUUUUCCGGCGAAAAAUGAAGUUUAAUGGUGGCGGCCCCAUGAGGGGUCGUCAUUUGCGGCUGAUCUUAGUGGCGUUGGCUGUGUUGGUUGUUGCUAAUGUAGUGUCGGCUGACCCUUAUGUGUACUCUUCUCCACCACCUCCAACGUAUGAGUACAAGUCACCACCACCUCCUUCUCCUUCUCCGCCUCCACCUUACGUGUACAAAUCUCCACCUCCUCCUUCACCUUCUCCCCCGCCUCCAUAUGUUUAUAAAUCACCUCCUCCUCCUUCUCCGUCUCCACCACCACCAUAUGUAUAUAAGUCUCCACCACCUCCAUCGCCUUCUCCACCACCACCAUAUGUAUACAAGUCUCCACCUCCCCCAGAGCCAUCACCACCUCCACCAUAUUACUAUAAAUCUCCUCCGCCACCUUCACCUUCACCUCCGCCACCAUAUUAUUACAAAUCUCCACCACCACCCUCACCUUCACCACCGCCACCAUACUACUAUAAAUCUCCACCACCUCCUUCGCCUUCUCCACCACCACCUUACUAUUACAAAUCUCCUCCACCACCAUCACCGUCACCUCCACCACCCUACUACUAUAAAUCUCCACCACCUCCUAAGUCUUCACCACCCCCACCUUACUACUACAACUCCCCACCCCCACCCAAGAAGUCACCUCCACCACCAUAUUACUAUAGUUCUCCAUCACCCCCGAAGAAGUCUCCUCCUCCACCAUACUACUACAACUCUCCUCCACCACCAAAGAAAUCACCUCCUCCACCAUAUCACUACACUUCUCCACCACCACCGGCUAAGUCACCUCCUCCACCAUACUACUACAUCUCUCCUCCACCACCUAAGAAAUCGCCUCCUCCACCGUAUCACUACACUUCUCCACCACCACCGGCUAAGUCACCUCCUCCACCAUACUACUACAACUCUCCUCCACCACCAAAGGAAUCACCUCCUCCACCGUAUCACUACACUUCUCCACCACCACCAGCUAAGUCGUCUCCUUCACCAUACUACUACACUUCACCACCACCACCCACUCACUAUUAUCCUCCACAUCAUCACUUUGUGGUCAAGGUUGUUGGAAAAGUUUACUGUUUUAGAUGCUAUGAUAAGGAUUACCCAGAAAAGUCUCAUGCUAAGAAACACCUCAAAGAUGCUGUUGUUGAGGUAACUUGCAAAGCUGGUGACAAGAAAAUUGUGAGUUAUGGUACCACUAAGAACAAUGGUAAAUUUAGCAUCACAGUUGAAGGAUUUGAAUAUCGCAAAUAUGGAGCAAAGGCUUGCAAGGCUAAACUCCACAGUGCUCCUAAGGAUUCAAAGUGUAGCAUUCCUACAAAUCUUCAUUGGGGAAUUAAGGGUGCUAACCUCAAAGUGAAGUCAAAGAAUAAAUAUGAAGUUGUUCUCAAAGCUAAACCAUUUGCUUAUGGUUCUAAGACACCUUAUGCAAAAUGCCUAAAACCCAAGCCUACACCUGCUCCGUACUAUUACAAAUCUCCUCCUCCUCCGUCACCAAAAUAUGUUUACAAGUCACCACCUCCCCCAACACCUACAUACCUUUAUAAAUCUCCACCACCACCAACUAAGUCUCCACCACAUUACUAUUACAAAUCUCCUCCUCCACCAUCACCAAAACCUACACCAGUAUACUAUUAUAAAUCACCACCACCGCCAUCACCAAAACCUGCACCAGUAUACUAUUAUAAGUCACCACCACCGCCAUCACCUUCUCCCCCACCUCCUUAUUACUACAAGUCUCCUCCACCACCAUCACCAAAACCUGCACCAGUAUACUAUUAUAAAUCACCACCACCGCCAUCACCAAAACCUGCUCCAGUAUACUAUUAUAAGUCACCACCACCACCAUCACCUUCUCCCCCACCUCCUUACUACUACAAGUCUCCUCCACCACCAUCACCAAAACCUGCACCUAUAUACUAUUAUAAAUCACCACCACCACCAUCACCAUCUCCUCCUCCACCAUACUACUACAAGUCUCCACCACCACCAUCACCAUCUCCGCCACCACCAUACUACUACAAGUCCCCACCCCCACCAUCACCGUCUCCUCCACCACCUUACUAUUAUAAGUCCCCACCGCCACCAUCACCUUCUCCCCCUCCACCAUACUACUACAAGUCUCCUCCGCCCCCAUCGCCAUCUCCUCCACCACCAUACUACUACAAGUCUCCUCCACCCCCAUCGCCAUCUCCUCCACCACCAUACUACUACAAGUCUCCUCCACCCCCAUUGCCAUCUCCUCCACCACCAUACUACUACAAGUCUCCUCCACCUCCAUCGCCAUCUCCUCCACCACCAUAUUACUACAAGUCUCCUCCACCCCCAUCCCCAUCUCCUCCACCACCUUACUACUACAAGUCUCCACCACCCCCAUCACCAUCACCUCCACCACCCUACUAUUACAAGUCUCCUCCUCCACCAUUUCCAUCACCACCUCCACCUUACUACUACAAGUCACCACCUCCACCGUCACCUUCUCCUCCACCUCCCUACUAUUACCACUCACCACCUCCACCAGUAAAAUCUCCUCCUCCCCCCUACUACUACAACUCACCUCCUCCACCCGUGAAAUCACCCCCUCCACCAGUAUACAUGUACGCCUCCCCACCACCUCCGACCCACUACUAAGUUCUAAAAAGAGCUUAGCCAUUCUCCAUAACCAAUUAUAUCCUAGUUUGAGGAGAAGCUCCAAACAUCAUUGGGAUAAAGCAGUCAACAUGGAGCAAUUUGUUUCUUCUCUUGUGGCUUUCUUGCACAUUGUUAUCAUUGUAUCAACAACUUAUUUAAUUAUUCCUCAUAGGAAGAAAAUAAUUUGUUAGUGGUCCUUUAAGGUGUAUCUCACUUUGAUAUCUUAAGGCUUUAAUUUAUUCAUUUUUCCAUUAGUUAUAACUACUUGUUUUGUGUAUCUUCAUGUGCUUUAUGUACCAAAUCAAUAAAAGAUAAAAUUUGUUCUUUUUCA